ACAGGAGACCUACUUCUACUAAAACGCGAUUUUUUUUUUUCUUUUUUAGGGCUGUUUCACAAUUAUACAUUUCAAGUUUUAAUACUGCCUUUUUAUUGCCUCUUUCAAAGGACGCAAUUUGUAUGUUGGGAGCUCGAGCCCUGUGGAGGGAGACAGGACAACAGCUUAGAAUGCUUAGAAUGGAGUGCCUAGUGAGAAAGAUUAAAACCAGUAACUGGAUGUCUUUUAUUAAUAAUAGACACAUCCCAGCAGUACAUAGAACCACGAAACCAGUUUUGUUUCAGACUUUAUCAAGUGUUGAAAAUAUUAAUCAAGAACAUGACUUCACUGUAAACAGUAAAGAAGGAUUUAAACUGUACGAGCAUCACAUUCAAACAUCAUUUAUCCAAAAAGCAAUGCUGGCAGCUGGAUCUGCAUUUAUGGGCUUGUAUGAUCCCACACGUCAAGACAUGAUAGCCGCCUUAGGUGAGACCACAGGAUACCCAGCACUUAAAUGGAUGCACUCAAGAAUGCUAAAUGAUCCUGUUGGAUCUGAAAUACUAAGGGUUAAGCCACGUAUCACUGGAAAAACAGCACCAAUCAUUGAACUAAGGAAUCUACCUGAUGGUACUUUAGGGAGAGAGUAUGCAAGGUUUAUGGAUAACAAUAAAAUAUCUGCUGAUACAAGAACUGCAGUAAAAUUUGUUGAUGAUAAGGAAUUAGCAUAUGUUAUGCAACGAUACAGAGAUGUGCAUGACUUCGUACAUACCCUUAGUGGUAUACCAACAGUAAGCAUUGCAGGUGAAAUUGCUGUCAAAUGGUUUGAGUUCACUCAGACUCAGCUGCCAAUGUGUGCACUUGGUGCAAUGUUUGGCCCUUUGAACAUCAAUGUCACUGUCAAAGAAAGAAGAGAUUUACUUAUGCACUACAUUCCUUGGGCUGUUUCUGCAGGGUUACAAGCAAACUUUUUCUUGAACGUGUUUUAUGAAAAACGGUUUGAGGAUCCAAUAGACUCUAUAAGAGAGGAACUAAAUCUGAUUCAAGCACCCAAAGUCUAAGGCUUUUAAUUUUGUUUUCUAAUUAUGCAGUUAUGUAUAUACAACACGCAGAUCAAAUUCUUAUGUUUCAURAACUAUAAGAUCUAAAGGGAAGCAUGGGUAAUGUACAAUGCUAAUGUGUAGCCUCUCACUAAUGUGACCCAGGCUUGAGUCCCACUGCUCUUGGUGAACGUAGCGGGUGUGUAAGACAAUGUAAAACAAUCAAACUCUACACCCAGGGGGAGGGUACUCUUGCCUGUUUAGGGUAGGGAUGUGUCACUGAGCCCUCUGAAAUUCAUGCCUUGUUCCAGAGGAAAAUCGCUGAAAACCAUACCCUGUUGUAUUUUAAAAACCUGUUCCAGUACUUGCAAAAAUAGAUACCCUUGUUCCAGAGAGAGAGCAUGAUUUAUAUACCCUGCUCCAGAGAGCAAGCAUGAUUUUACAUUACCCUGUUCCAGAGUAGAACAGAUGAAAACCAUACCCUGUUUUGCCGCACAUUCCUGUAUAGUGAAUGUGGGAGAGUUCCCCAGUACCCCUACCACCCCCUAGGAUUGUAGAAGGAAUUCAAAAACAAUGCUAAACAAAUGCUAAGCCAAUGCAAAACCUAGACUGCACGAGAAUGGUAACCUGACCCUUUUACAAGUAAACAAAUAGAUAGCCAUCCUCAUUUUUCUCAUGGGAAUAAAAAUCUUGAUUUGUU
This is a messenger RNA of Actinia tenebrosa (Australian red waratah sea anemone), 1716 nucleotides long. RefSeq names its product ubiquinone biosynthesis protein COQ4 homolog, mitochondrial. Gene Ontology annotation, biological process: ubiquinone biosynthetic process. Lineage: Eukaryota; Metazoa; Cnidaria; Anthozoa; Actiniaria; Actiniidae. The record is from RefSeq and is a predicted model, not a curated record. Gene Ontology annotation, cellular component: mitochondrial inner membrane; mitochondrion.